Molecule: messenger RNA, 3890 nt
Organism: Topomyia yanbarensis
Lineage: Eukaryota; Metazoa; Arthropoda; Insecta; Diptera; Culicidae
Product: klaroid protein-like
Exons: 7
Coding region: 201-3389 (1062 amino acids)
Biological process (GO): nuclear envelope organization
Cellular component (GO): meiotic nuclear membrane microtubule tethering complex; nuclear envelope
Molecular function (GO): protein-membrane adaptor activity
Source: RefSeq, a predicted model, not a curated record
UGUUCGUCGAUUCUCAUCAUUUGCAGUGCUCGCGUUCGGAACCGUAGGUUGUAUUCUUCUGCGUCUUCCGUGAAAAUUCCCGUGAAAAGCGGCGGAAAACCGCCGGAACUGUAGUUAAUAGUGCCCCACCAGUGAACCGAGUGCUAGUGGAAGAACCCUACCACAAAUGUGUUAGACGUGGUCAAUUUAUAUUCAUCAACAUGGAAUCACAGGCAAAGGAAACGAAAGAAAUCCGCACCACUCGGUCACGGUCGAAAACGCCAGGGCUAGUUCUGCGGGAAAAGGCGGAUAAAACCGUCAACGGCGAUUCCGAUUCCUCCAAGGCAGCUGACAAAAAAUCGACCAAGGUCCACACCGUCACCAUAAUUGAGGAAGAACUUAACUCGUCGCAAAAAUCCACUGCCACCGAAAGCGGCACCGGAGCACGUUCAACCCGGCAAGCGCGCACCGUCACAUCGGACUACUCCUCCGAUGAUGUUUCUCCGGAUAAGGCAGCCUUAAAACAAUCGGCCAAAUUAAUCACCAUCACUACGUCGAGUUCCACCACGACGACAGCCAGUUCCGCGUCCAAAAGCAAUCAACCGUCAAAGUCUUCCCCCGACAAAAAGGAAGUCCGUCAGAACGAAAUCAACCGGGUGCUGGAGAAGUCCCAGACGGCUAUCCUACGGACCAGCACCCCGAAAGCAUCGUCGAAAACGGCGAAAACCGUCACCCUCACCUCGGAUGAGCUAAAACAACAUGCUGCCUACAAAGAGUACAAAGAAGCCGGUGAGUAUUGGAACAAGUUUCCAAAAACCGAUUACACCUACUCGGAACUAUCUCCGCACCGGCGAGAGAUCCUUCCCGGGGUGGUUGCGAUGCCCAACAUGUCCCGUCCUGGUUUGAGCAAGCACGGCGAACGGAUCAACGUUAUGAUUCAACGGAAUCCCGCCCAGGAGACGUACAUUCGCCAGCGCUAUGCCUCGUCCAAGUACUCGAGUGGCGGAGUUUCCGGGGGUAGCUUUGCCCAUGCUGAUCCGUACGAUUCCGGAGAAGAACAGCUGGAUUUGUCGCAUGUUUCCAAGUCCAACAGCUACCGGAAUAGCUACUGGAAGUCGUCUGCUACGUCCCAGGUACAGAUCGAGCACCAAUCGAUCGUACACCGGUUCUUCCUGGCGAUUGUGAACUUUUUCUACAGCAGUGUCCACUCGGUAUCCAGGGUGUUCAAUCGAUCCGAACACAAUCUAUACUACACCAGAAUUGAGGAUGAAAGAGGUUUCUUCGUCAAAACGUACUCGUUCUUCACGGCACUAACUACGAGUAUUUUCAAAAAAGUCUACCUACUGAUCUCAUCGGUCCUAUUUCUGGACACAUGGCUGCUUCAAACAGCGGCAAGCGACGUGCAACAGGGACGUCGCAAGCGCAAGUUCCUGCUUCUGCUGUUGAUCCUGCUACCGUUCCUGUUGUUUGGAGCCUACCUCCUGGCGGAUGAAGACCAAACGAUCGUCCUGCCGGCAUCGAAACGUGCCUCAUUUGCCCUGUCCUCGCUAUCCAACGUCCUACCAUCAAUGAGCGGUGAAGAUUUUGACAGCUUCAAAGCCAAUCUGUUCCAGAAGCUAGACUGGCGAGAGUCCAGUUUCUCCUGGCGAUCGCUACUACGUUCCUUCAGCUUCAGCUUCUGGAGCUCUUCUGGAUCGGGGCCACAGUACGAGAAACUGCGAAGUAAUUUACAGAAUACCCUGAGCAGGGAAGAGUAUGACAGUCUUAUGCAGCAUAUCGAUGCGUACAUAGAGGGACUGCUGACGGAAAAGUAUUUACAAAAGGAGCAACAGGAAGCGCAGGCAAAGCAAAGACUAAAUCCGGAAGUGACGCUACACAUUGCCAAUACGGUACAACAGAACCUGAGAGAGUACAACUACAAACUAAGUCAGGACGAUGUGGACCGCGUUGCUGAGAAAGUGAGGAUUGAGUUGCUCGCUAGUUACCCGAAUGUGUUCAGUCGAGAUACAGCAGAAGCAGAUGACCGUACUAAACGAGAAGCGACAGUGGAAGUAUCUAAGGAAACGCUAGUUGAGCUGCAAAGAUUAAUUAAACAGGAAAUCAGCAUUACGAAUAAUAAUUUUGUAAUCAGUGAUCAACAGUUGGAGGAAGUUCUUCUGAAGACUUUAUCCUCAAGCAGACUUGUGGAGUUGAUAGAUUCUAGAGUUCUAUUACAGACGAAAGAUUCUAAAAAACAACAUGAAAGUCAAGCAGCUUUGAUUGAGAAUUUGAAAAAUGAAAUCACCGAAAUCAAAACUCAUUUCACGGAGAAACUGCUUGCUAGUAGCUUGAUGGUGGAGGAUAAUUUGAAAUCACUUAGGGAAAAUCAGGACAGGAUUGCCGAUCAGGUUCACAGUUAUCGGAUCGAAAAUGAUGAAAAGUAUGUUCGGUUGCUGGCUAGUAUUGACGAGCGCUUAGCUGCUGCGCAGCAGGAGCAGUUCGCUGGAUUGAAUACUAUUAUCAAGAAGAAUAUUAUUACUAUUCUUGGGCUGAACGUGCAGGAAGAUUUCACCGACGAGGAUCUUAAAACCUGGAUUAGCAAUCUAUUCGUAGCGAAGGACUAUCUGGAGAGUCGUCUGAAAGAGUAUCAAGAGGGGGUCAGCGCUUUGAUUCAGCAGGAGAUGGAAAGAUCUGCUGUAACGUUGAUGAAGGACAUAAGUGAAAAGAUACAGACGGAAGUACUUGCCUCGAUCCAGUCGUUCAAGAAUGAAGUAAACAUUGAUGCAAAAGCUGGCGGAAUACCGUCCGAGAAUUGUGGGGGUGGUGGCGGUAUUACGGAAGACCACGUGCGAAGGAUUGUCCGGGAUGCUCUCCGUAUCUACGAUGCGGAUAAAACGGGACUAGUAGACUACGCGCUUGAGUCCGCCGGUGGACAAAUUCUGUCCACCAGGUGUACGGAAAGCUAUCAGACGCACUCGGCGCAGAUUUCGAUAUUUGGGAUUCCACUGUGGUAUCCGACCAACACACCGAGGACCGUCAUUUCGCCCACCAUGCAGCCUGGACAGUGUUGGGCCUUCUCCGGGUUUCCCGGGUAUCUUGUCAUCCAGCUGAAUAGCGACGUUCUCGUGACUGGCUUCUCGCUGGAACAUAUCUCUAAACUGCUUGCACCAAAUGGACAAAUUGAUUCCGCUCCGAUGAAUUUCUCCGUUUGGGGCCUCGCCAACGAAAACGAUCCUCAUCCGAUCCUGUUGGGUAACUACGUGUACGAGGACAACGGAGCCGCGCUGCAAUACUUCCCGGUUGACAACCCGAAUCGGCGGGAGCUGCGAGGACGAGCAUUUCGUAUUGUCGAGUUGCGCAUCGAGUCCAACCAUGGCAAUGAGAACUACACGUGUCUGUAUCGGUUCCGGGUGCACGGCGAAAGGCUGUGAGUGGAAACGUACAGUUGAUUUUAGGUGGGGUCUCGGGGGUCGCUGUAAAUAACUGGGGAGGAAGAAGUUUUAAUUUUUAUUUAUUUAUAUUUUUAGUGGAUAAGUCGAUUUAACCACCUUCUUUUUUGUUGGGCUUAAGUUGUUUUUUUAUUAGUUUUAGGAAGUAUGCAAGAUGAUGGUGCAAUAACUACCACUUUGGAAUAGUUACGUAUGUUCCCGUUUGGGGGAACAAGUGAGCACUUAAUCAGGAACCAAAUGUUAGAAGUUUAAGUGUGUAAAAUUAGAAGCUUUGUUUCAUCUUAUUAUUCUAACUAAUGUUCUUUGAAAACUUCUACUUUUGUAGAUAUUUUCAAAGAAUUUUCAUCUGUCACUCACUCUUUGCUUUCCUUUACUACUAUUAAAACCUAAACCCUACGUUAGAUUUUAUCUAGUUUGCAUGAAUGGAAUUUAAUGCUUUGGUGUGAUGUUGUUUAUUGUUUAAAAAAGGCUAAACGAACGUAA